AUGUUUCUCGUUAUAAUUGUUGUUUUCUUCUCGUUCUAUUUAUCGUUCUCUUUUACUCGUUCUAUUUCUCGUUCUUUUUUAUCUUUCUAUUUCUCGUUCUAUUUUCUCUUUCAAUUUCUUGUUCUAUUUUUCUCGUUCUAUUUCUCGUUCUAUUUUUCUCAUUCUAUUUAUCGUUCUAUUUUUCACUUGCUAUUUCUCGUUGUAAUUCUCGUUCUAUUUUCCUCCUUCUAUUUCUCCUUCUAUUUCUCGUUUUAUUUUUCUCGUUCUAUCCCUCGUUCUUUUUUUCUCGUUCUUUUUUUCUCGUUCCAUUUUUCUCGUUCUAUUUUCUCUUUCUAUUCCUGGUUCUAUUUUUCUCGUUCUAUUUAUCAUUCUAUUUUUCUCUUUCUAUUUUUAGUUCUAUUUUUCUCGUUCUCUUUCUCUUUCUUUUUUCUCUUUCUAUUUAUCUUCUAUUUCUCGUUCUAUUUUACUCGUUCUAUUUCUCGUUUUAUUUUUCUUCUUCUAUUUCUCUUUCUUUUUUCUCUUUCUAUUUAUCAUUCUAUUUUUCUCUUUCUAUUUCUCGUUCUAUUUUUCUGGUUCUAUUUCUCGUUUUAUUUUUCUCGUUCUAUUUCUCUUUCUUCUUUUUCUCGUUCUUUUUUUUCUCGUUCCAUUUUUCUCGUUCUAUUUUCUUCUGAUUCUAUUUUUCUUGUUUUUUUCUUCUCUUCUCUUGUUUCUCUUCUUUUUUUCUUUUCGUUCUCUUCUUUCUAUUCUUUUUUAUUUUCGUUCUCUUCUUUCCCUUCUUUUUUUUCGUUCUCUUCAUUCUAUUCUUUUUUCAUUUACUUCUUUUCUUUCUAUUCCUUUUUUCUCUUAGUUCUUUUCGUUCUUCUCUUUCUACUAUUUUUUCUUUUAGUUCUCUUCUUUCUAAUCUUUUUUCUUCUUUUAGUUCUCUUCUUUUUUUUUUUUUUCGUCCUCUUCAUUCUAUUCUUUUUUCUUUUAGUUCUCUUGUUUCUCUUCUUUUUUUCUUUUCUUCUCUUUUCUUUCUCUUCUUUUUUUUUCUUUGUCUUCAUUCUAUUCUUUUUUCUUUUACUUCUUUUCUUUCUAUUCCUUUUUUCUUUUCGUUCUCUUCUUUCCAUUCAUUUUCCUUUUAGUUCUCUCCUUUCUAUUCUUUUUCUUUUCGUUCUCUUCAUUCUAUUCUUUUAUUUUUUUAGUUCUCUUUUUUCUAUUCUUUUAUUUUUUUUCUUUUCGUUCUCUUUUUCUAUUUUUUCUUUUAGUUCUCUUCUAUGUUUUCCGGUUUAUGUUGUUCUUUUCGUAAUUAUUUAUAUUUUCCCAGGCUAUCUUACUGUAUUUAUUCACUUACUAAUUUUCUUUUUCUUUGUAGUAUUAUUACUAAUUUCAUUUCCAAACCUCCCUUAA
Molecule: messenger RNA, 1389 nt
Organism: Acanthosepion pharaonis
Lineage: Eukaryota; Metazoa; Mollusca; Cephalopoda; Sepiida; Sepiidae
Source: the annotation of a GenBank genome assembly